Aspergillus heteromorphus CBS 117.55 is the source of this 1803-nucleotide messenger RNA. Its product is annotated as Golgi transport complex subunit COG5. The record is from RefSeq and is a predicted model, not a curated record. The transcript has a single exon. NCBI's taxonomy places the organism in Eukaryota, Fungi, Ascomycota, Eurotiomycetes, Eurotiales, Aspergillaceae. Bases 277 to 1722 code for a protein of 481 amino acids. Gene Ontology annotation, biological process: intra-Golgi vesicle-mediated transport. Gene Ontology annotation, cellular component: COG complex.
GCUGACGAUGCUGGCCUCAUCUUUUGCCAAUCCACUGGAUCUAUCACAUGGGCGAAUCGCCCCCGUUAAGCUUUGAUUGUCCUGCUGCCUGUCUAAGCGCUCAUCCAGGGCGAUUCAUUGACAACACCCCCCUGUUAGCCUGUAAUCCCUCUUGCUACUGCUUUGUUCAAUACGGUGAUACGGUGAUACGGUGAUACGGUGAUACGGUGAUACCCAAAGCCCUCCCUCACCUAAGGUUCAGGUUCAGAUUCUUGUUCUUCUCUUUGAUCGCAAGCCAUGGCCGACGGAGAGCCCUCCUACAUAGACUACGAGGCCUUCCUAGACCCGGACUUCUCGCCCGCCUCGUUUGCCAAUGCCCUGGUUGUAGCCACCAACAAUGCCACAGACACACCGCUGGAUCUGUCCACCCCGCUUUCACGGGUGCUCUUCGACCUCCAGGAGAUCGACACCCACAUCCAUGCGCUGACCACCAAAUCAGCCCUCCCCUUGCUGACGCACACGCGCGACCAAACCGCCGCCGCCAGCCAUGUCCUCAAGGAGGCCGAAGACCAGAUCGCCUCCGUCACGCAGGGCUACGAGCGCCUGGAACGCGAGGUCCUCCGCAAGUGGGAGGCCGCCGACGAGGCCAGGCUGGCUGCAGAGAAGUCCCUGGCCACCGUGCGACUCGCGCGCGCCGUUGCGCGCUGCCUCUCGCUCGGCCGCCAGCUCGAGGGCCAGCUGGCCGAAAUCGGCGGCCUCGAUGCGACGGCGCCCGCAAAGGACGACUAUCGCACGCUGGAACGGGCCGCCUCCACCAUCGUCAGUCUACGCCGCAUGCUCUCCGAGACGGGCCCCGGCGAGGAGGGCCACGGACUGGACCGCGUCAAAGUCAUCCGGACCCUGCGGAACGAGCUUGUCCUCCCCGCCGAGAACAUGGUCAAGGCGCGCGCCCAGCAGGCCAUCGGACGAUUCACCAUGUCGACCAUCUCCUCCACCGCGGGUGCCGGCUCCCAGGCGCAAAUGAACUACAAACAGGCCCGCGACGCCCGCGCACGUCUCGUCUCCGCUGUCAACAUCCUGUACCUCCUCUCCCCAGUCCCCAAGAGCCUGGACACCGCCACGGCCUUCCAGCCGGAGCUGCUCCUCUCUACGCUGCAAGGGUACAUGAACACGGCCAUCUCCUCGUCCCUGAGUAACCUCACCCGAGCGCUGUCCAUGCUGCCGACGCUCGAGCGGACGCUCUCCGACCUGUCCGCACGCUGUCAGGACAUCUUCGCCCUGGAGGCCAUCCUCAGCAACCUGCGCCCUCCAUCGCAUCCGCUGUUCCCCGCCGCCGCACCACCGACUGCCACCAUCCGCGCCGGAGAGCCACCGGAACCGCAAGCCGGCAGCAGCAGCAGCAGCAAAAACAACCAGCUCCAGCCCCUCCUCAACGCCCUGGACACGUCGUCCCUCCCGUCCUAUUUCUGGCGCACCCUCGCGUCCUACCUCACCACCCGGGUGCAAGAGAUCAUCAACCGCGGCGGUGUCUCCGCGCGGACCCUGCGCUCGAACCGGGACCGAAUCAAGAAGGAAAUCAAGGAGUGCGUUCUGCGCGGCUCGCAGCUCCCGACAUCAGUACUCGGGACUGAGAAGCGACUCGGCGCGACGACGACAACGACGGCGGAUUCAGGGACAGAUCGAACCUGGGAGCGGGAAGCUGCGGUUAUGGUCAGUUCGAUAGCAGGAGCAUUGGAUCGAUAGUUACGGUAUAAUGUGCCAGCCAGUCAGUGUAUAAUAUAAGAAGACAGUAUGUGUGUGUCAGAGAGAGAGAGAGGGGGGGGC